Messenger RNA from Ascoidea rubescens DSM 1968, 324 nucleotides. RefSeq lists its product as uncharacterized. The transcript has a single exon. Lineage: Eukaryota; Fungi; Ascomycota; Saccharomycetes; Ascoideales; Ascoideaceae. The record is from RefSeq and is a predicted model, not a curated record. Bases 1 to 324 code for a protein of 107 amino acids.
AUGAAUAUGCGCAAUCAAUCAAUGGUGAUUCAUAGCCUACCGAUUGGUGAUGCAUGGGUGUUGUUUGAAAGAUGGUUUGCCAAAUCUAUUAUGUUCUUCAAGAAACCAGAUCACAAUAACUUGAUGGGUUUCAUUGCUGACACUGAAGUCAUUCUUACUUCAAACGAAUUGCCGGUAUUAUUGAUCAACCAAUCAAAUGUGAUUGUAAAUCCAAAUUUGUCUCAAAUUUUGAAGGAGACAACGCUAUUUGAGUACUCAAUAAAGUUAAUCGAAAAUGUGGGAUUUUCGGCAAUUUUCAAAAGAUUAACACCUUCAGAAGCAUAA